CUGGGUUGUACAGUUCACAGAGAAGCCAAGGGACACCAUUACCCCAGGACUGUAACCUGUGCAGAGAGACACCAGCCGCCGGUCUCCGUGGCUUUCUCAGUUUGCAGGGAUGAUGGAGAAGGAAGAAUGCAGCCCCUUGCUGCCUCAGGACACCACUGGCCGAGAGCACCCGCCCACCAGGAACAGUCCACCUAUUGCAAAUGUUCCGGGUCCAGCGCUCCAGGAGAACCAGAAAGGGGCCUGGGGCUGCAGAUGCUGUCCUGGAGCAAAGCGCCAGGCCCAGUGGGAAGGCCAGGCCUCCUCCCUCCCCCUGUCUACAGGGAGCAGCUGUGUCAAGUAUAUGAUUUUCCUCUCUAACUUCCUCUUCUCCCUGCCGGCUCUGCUGGCCCUAGCUGCAGGGCUCUGGGGCCUGGCUCUUAAAAGGUCUCAGGGGAGUGGUUGGGGCGGACCCCUGCCAACAGACCCCAUGCUGGUGCUGGUACUAGGAGGCUUGGCAGUCAGUGUGGUGAGCCUGUCUGGAUGUCUGGGUGCUUUCUGUGAAAACAGCUGCCUACUGCACUGUUACUCUGGGGCCGUCCUCUUUUGUCUGGCACUGGAAGCCCUGGCAGGGGUUCUAGUGGUGACCCUCUGGGACCCACUGCAGGACAGCCUGAGGUAUACACUGCGUGAGGCCAUCAUUCACUACUGGGAUGACCCAGACCUACAUUUCCUCCUCGACCAAGUCCAGCUGGGGCUGCGAUGCUGUGGGGCAGGAUCCUACCAGGACUGGCAACAGAACCGGUACUUUAACUGCAGCUCCCCCGGGGUUGCAGCCUGCAGCCUUCCUGCCUCCUGCUGCAUCACCCCCCAGGAAGAUGGCGCUGUAGUGAACACUCAGUGUGGUUUUGGGGUAUUGCACCUGGACCAGAAUGUGGCUGGACAAGCAGUAUACCUGCAGGGCUGCUGGCCUGCGCUGCAAGAAUGGCUGCGGGGGAGCAUUGGUGCCAUAGGUGGCUGUGCUGUCGCUGUUGUCAUGAUCCAAGGGACUGAACUCCUGUUGGCCGCCUGCCUGCUAAGGGCCCUAGCUGCCCACAAGGCAGCAGGGGACACAGAACCGGGCCCUUUGUGAGCUGUUGGCACCACCCUGCCUCCGAGCAGAGCUGAGAAGACUGCAGACUGAGUUCCAAACUUCGCCCCCCACCUUCCAAGGAAGGUGACAGACCCCUGGGCCUCCACUCCUGGCCCUGGCUUCUUUGCUACAUCUGUGCUCAGUCCCCAAGAGUCACCUAGAUGACCUCUGUGCUGCUCCAAUUUUACAAUUUCACUCCUGAUUUCUCAGGACCCAGCUAAGCUCAUGGUUGUCUUUUGCAAAGGCCACCCUGGUGAUCUGUGCCCGCUAGGAGCAGGGGCCAGGGCUGGGGUCCUUCCCAUCCCAGCCACCUUCGCUGAUCUGUGUCUUGCAGACUGGCUCUGGGUCCCCAUUUCAUCACUACUGGCUUCUCGUGGGUCUCCUCUUGCUUUCUGAUCUUUGGUUUAGAUGCAGGGUAACGCCCAGGGCAUACCCUAUAGUAGGAGGAAGACGUAUUGGUGUGUCCUUCAUAUUUGUAUAGUAAACUACAGAUCUCACAAUGACUGGGACUGUCUUUCCAGAAUCAAAAUGGAGACAAUUCCUAGUUUGCCAGCUCGGAGGUUAUGUGUAGCGUUGACACGGUUAGUUUGUGGAGUCUUUUUAUUUUUCUGUUAGAGCCUCACGUAUUGCAGGCUAUGCUUGGACCCCCUAUAUAGCUCAGGAUGACCCAUCUUCAGCACGCUCCUGUCUCCAGCUCUCCAGUGCUUGGAUUACAAGUGUGUACCACCAUGCCCAGGGGGAACUUCUGAAAGCCAUUUUCUGGACAUGCCCAAAGAAUAAACGUGUACCCGAUG
Apodemus sylvaticus (European woodmouse) is the source of this 1902-nucleotide messenger RNA. RefSeq names its product tetraspanin 10 (gene Tspan10). Gene Ontology annotation, cellular component: membrane. Bases 110 to 1108 code for a protein of 332 amino acids. The record is from RefSeq and is a predicted model, not a curated record. The transcript is spliced from 3 exons. NCBI's taxonomy places the organism in Eukaryota, Metazoa, Chordata, Mammalia, Rodentia, Muridae.